Messenger RNA from Anopheles funestus (African malaria mosquito), 3198 nucleotides. Its product is annotated as protein bric-a-brac 1-like. Lineage: Eukaryota; Metazoa; Arthropoda; Insecta; Diptera; Culicidae. The record is from RefSeq and is a predicted model, not a curated record. Bases 726 to 2006 code for a protein of 426 amino acids. The transcript has 7 exons. Gene Ontology annotation, biological process: actin cytoskeleton organization. Gene Ontology annotation, molecular function: actin binding.
AAACGAAACGCCCAUUGUUCUCCACUAUGGGAGUAUUCUUUUUGGUCAUAAAAUACGAAUUCAUUGACGGUAAAAAAUGUACCUGUCCGAUGCUGUAGUAGUAGUGUAGCUUCGGCCUGUGGUGUUUCGUACGGUGUGUGUUUCCGCGUAUUCGAUAGCUGUAUCGAGAGUGUUUUGUGGUGAUUUACCUGUGUGAAAAUUCAACCAACUGGUUGUAAAGGUGUGCGGAUACGAAACGGCUGCAUCCGUUGCACCGUAGUGGCAAGGCAUCGUUUGCUUUCUUUAUGUUCCCGGUCUCAUCAGAAAAAACAAAUCAGUGUUGGUGUCGAGCUCUGUACUAAACGGUCUUAAGUGUUAAGCGCGCGGGUGUGUGUAAAUAUUAGUGUGCGUGUGCAGUAAAUGCAUUCGAUGCAGAUGAUCACACGAAUGCUGUCAGUGGGGUCGCGAUAUUAGGGCGCAAGUGAAAAGGUUAGAGAGAAAAAAACGGGAAGAAGCGCUCUCGCAGGUUUAAACGGCACCCGACCGGAAGCGGAAAAGGUUGAAACGGGUUCGACAUUUUGAGAGGAAAUAUCGCCAACAUUCGAUCUCAACCGGGCGACACACAGGAAUCGGGUGACGAGGAGCUUGUGCCUCGCACCGGUCCCUGUGCCCAGCCCCGCACGACGUUGGCUGGUGGUGGUGGUGUAGGCGGAGGAACGCUGUUGGGCGGAUAUCCGGUCGGCAACAUGUCGCUGAAUGGGCGCGAGCUGGUGAAGCAGCCACAGCCGGCCGACUACAACCAGAGCGUGUUGACGAUGCAGAAAUCGGUCACCAUCACGGUGACGCCGCAGCGCAGCAAUUCGAUGGAUCUGCUCAACUUCGAGGAGAAGCGGCAGCUGAUCGCGUCCUCCCUGUCGCUGUCGGACAUACUGCAUGUUAGCCCGGCCGCCGCACACGUUGCCAAGGAGGUUGCCGCCAGCACGGUGAUUGCGACAAAAAAACAGAACGGCACCACGAUGCGGUCGAACAGUCUCAACUCGGGCUCCCGGACACCGCCGCUCGAGCGCAAGAGCAGCAAAUUCAGCGCCUUCGGUCGACUGUUCAAGCCGUGGAAGUGGCGAAGAAAAAAGAAAAGCGAAAAGUUCGAAUCCACCUCAAAGUCGCUUGAGCGGAAAAUUUCAGUACGUGCCAACCGGGAAGAACUUGUACAAAAGGGCAUUCUGUUGCCGGAAAGUCCUACAUCUGCACUAUCGAUAGCCGCCAUUUGCAUCAGUCCCACGGAAUCGGUUACGUGGUCCACCUCAUCUCACAGGCAAUUGCAAACCUUCCAUCAUCAGCCACCGCCACCGCCGCCUCCACUGGCGUCGCUGCACUAUCGAAGUCCAAACGAGGAGCAAUAUACGAUCUACAACUCAGUGAACGGAACGAACGGUGCCGUCCUGCCAAAUCUCGCAACAUCCGCCAACGCACCAAAUAGUACUAGCAUAGCGAGCAACAACGUGCCUUUAUCGCAAUCGGCCCAGCAGAUCAGCAGCCUCGGUGGUCCGGGCGGUGUCGGCACGCCGGUCGGUUCCCUCAACCUGUCGGCCAUACUUGGCGGUGGUGGUGGCGGUAACGUCGGUCCCGGUGGACAGCUGAUCCAUUCGUCUACCGGUGGCAGUGGUGCGAGUGUUAUUGGUGCGAACAUGAUCAGUGGUAGUACCGCUGGCAGUGCGUUGGCCAGCAUUUUGACCGGAAGUGUUAGUUUAAGUGGGGGUGCGGGUGGUCCUGGUGCCAGCGGGUCAAAUGGAAAUAGUGGACCGGGUGGUGGGGGUGGCGCGGGAGGUGUGGGGGUAGGUGGUAGUGCUGGGGUCGUACUAGUGUCCGGGCUGUCACAUUCGCAAUCGGCGCAUCAGAUAGGACAACCGCCACCGCCGUCCCUCGUUCACGCGCAGCUUGCCCCGCAUCAAGCCCUUCAGCAGCAGCUGCAGCAACAUUUCGCGAACGUAGCUGCCAAUGCCAGUGCCAACAUGAAUCAAGGUAUGUGAAGGAAUUAAAAUUUUCUUUAACCUAAGAAAAAGAAAUCGAUACAACCACACGCUUGGUCGAAGAUGAAGGCAAAAUGGGCUUUCUCGCUCGCCCUGCGUAUGAUGUUUGUAUGGAUUUUUGGUUUUGCACGACCGUUGAUGGUAUAACUUCGCUUACUCGCUGUACUAUGGCUAGCUCUCUUCUGCAAAAACAUAUUUCGGUGAGUCGUUCGCAACAUUAUUGAAUAGUUUCUAGCAAACAAAUAACAACAAGAAUCGAACACGAACAUCCGGAUGACUCGCGUGAGGGUAGGUGGAAUGGUGUUUUACAAUGAUUACAUCAGCCUCUCUAAAAACACCGAAAAGGGCUGGAAGGAACAUUCCAGCACCGUUUAUCCACUAACGAACGUGUAAACAGUACCAGUUUCUCGACAUUUCGAUUGAUUGAUGGGAAAGCAUUUGCAUUGGUAUGAAAAAGUGAGCAAACGCUGCUUAGAAGGCAAAUAAAACAAGGCACGAUUUCCCUUUUGAGAAUCGAUGGAAGAUUACGAAAAGGUUGAGGGAAUGUGACCACACAUUUCAUUCGUGGCGGAAUGGGAAAAAGCCACUGGUGCCAAAAAACAUGCUGAACUUGACACCAAAAACCCGUUUCGUAUCUCUCCAAAAAGGGCGAAAUGUUUGUUUGUAAACAGAAAUAGCUGCACGUUCAACGCGGGUUUGUCGUGGGUUUGUGUGAAUGGAAUCGAUCGGAAAUGAGCAGAAAGUAGAGAGACACGAUGGAAAACAACAGCUUCCGUUGCCGCGUUUUUUUGUGUGUAGAGGGAAAGAGGGAAAACACGAGGGAGUAAGUAAUCAACAUUGUGACAGGUGGGAUGAAUUGAAUCAAUCCCGAAGGUUAGUCGAAAUGCAGGAAAAGUAAACAGAUUUGGCCGUAUGCUUCGGAAUGCAACUACUGAUCCAGCCGAUAUUUUUAGAAUGAAUACUGUGUCAUCAGUAGUGCCGACCGUGACGCGUGACAUUAACCAGGGUCUGUACACGUUUACAUCCCUUAUCCCGACAUUGAACUGCGUCGCUGAGCUACCUUGGCACUCACGCGGCGGUGUGUUACUGGGCGGGAGGAAUUCUAUUUUUAGGAACUCAAACAACAUUCCAUCCGUCAAACUACAGGGUGAUACAGCGGUUGGCAACAUGACAAAUAAAGUAGUAGCUCAAU